GCCAGCCAGAAAAGCAUUCCAGUUCCAGCACCUCAAAGUGUAACAAAGCUUCUUAGCCUUCUUCGAACCUUUUCGUUCACAAAACCAACCCAACCCAAACUCAAAAUGUUCAAGCUCGUGGUUCUGCCCCUGUUCUUCGCCGCCGUCUCCGCCGGAUACCUCGGAUCGCCGCUGGCCUACUCUGCCCCGGCUUACGCCCACGCUCCGCUGGCCGCCGCCUACCACGCCCCGUACGCUUAUGGUGCCCCGGUCGUCAAGACUGUCGCUGCCCCGGUUGCCUACGCCGCCCCGGCCUACCAUGCUGCCCCGAUCGUUAAGGCUGUUGCCCCGGUUGCCACCAGCUACGCCAACACCUACAAGGUCUCCGUGAAGGCCCCGGUUGCCUACGCCGCCCCGGCCGUCGUGUCGCACGCCCCGGUUGCCUACGCCGCCCCGGCCUACGCCGCCCACGCCUACGCCGCCCCGGCCUACGCCGCCCAUGCCUACGCCGCCCCGGCCUACGCUCACGGAUACUACCACUAAAACGGGACGGGCAGUGUGUGACUCCGGGAACGGAUGAGAUGGAGUCCCACCAUUUAGCGCACCAACCAUCCUGAUGGUCCCGUUCCAGCAGCGAUUGAGGAUAGAGCCGGGUGGUCGGUGUUGCCCGAUCGGUGCUGUGCCUUCUCUCCUCUUGCCAUUAGGGUUUAAUGCAUAAUCCAUUCCGUUCCGGCGAAAGACGACGCAAGCAAAACACCUAUCAAUAGCUGGAAAAAUUUGAGCACACUAUGUUGCCACAUUUCAUCCUCAUCUCCCGGCAAUGUACAAGCAAACAAAAACACACCAGAACUCCCCACCCCAUCAAACCAGAAACAAACUGAGUCGAACCACUGUGUACAUACGAUGUAAAUUCACUGUAUUUAUUACGGAAUAAAACUCUACCUAUAAAAAAAUACAAA
Anopheles merus is the source of this 938-nucleotide messenger RNA. RefSeq names its product cuticle protein 10.6-like. The record is from RefSeq and is a predicted model, not a curated record. The transcript is spliced from 3 exons. The coding region runs from base 106 to 522 and encodes 138 amino acids. Lineage: Eukaryota; Metazoa; Arthropoda; Insecta; Diptera; Culicidae.